UUCGGAGGUCGUCGGGUCUGUUCGGACAGUUCGGGUUUGGAUCAGUUCAAAUAUGGCGGACUACUAUCGGCAGACAGUGAUUUCGGACUGUUUCGGAGUCUGAUGGUUCGCGAGGGAUAUGGGAUAUUUGACACCGGUGAGAGAACAAUAUGAAUCGGAACGAGUCUUCUCCGAGGAACACGUGCACGGUGGAAAUAAGAAAACUGGAGCGUGCGAGAACCGAUCGAAUUGAUCUUACGAACGGCUAGUUCAAGCUGACCAUCGCCGAAUAAAAGUGGGAGAAAUGGAUGGGACGAGAGCAGCGGAGGUUCUACCUUUGCUCCAAGAACGUCUAGCCAUUUUACCGGGUGGCCGAGAUCGCAGAGGUGGACCCGUACUGGUGUUUCCAACUACGCCGAGGCGCGAAAGGGCCAAACCUGAGGAUUAUCGUCGCCUCUUGCAAUACCUGUUGACUGUGCCAAGCGACGAAGUCAGGGGCUUACGUUUCACGGUUAUUGUGGAUAUGCGAGGCGCUACUUGGGAUUCUGUCAAACCGAUUCUAAAGGUGUUGCACGAGCAUUUCCAUAGAUCGAUUCAUGUUGCUUUUAUCAUCAAACCCGAAAACUUUUGGCAGAAACAACGGACAUCUUUGGCCAAGCAAAAGAAAUACAAUUUCGAAAUAAGCACCAUAAGUUUGGAAGCUUUGGCGAAAGCGAUCGAUCCGUCGCAAUUGACUGCUGAUCUGGACGGUUCGCUGCAGUACGAUCACGCUCAAUGGAUAGAUACGAGGCUGGCCCUGGAAGAUUUUACAUGGCAGGCGGCCGAUCUUCUCGAUAGAUUGGACGAUUUGCAAGAGGACCUGAGUCGGAACGAUUUCGCCGACGACGUAGCUGGAGCGAAGCACGGAAUCGAUCUGCACAACGAGAUGAAGAAGAAGAUAAUGAAGGUUCCGGUGGACGAGAUCGAGGUCGUUGGACAACGUUUGUUGCAGCGUUUCGAUAGCGGUAUCGCCUCGAGCAGCAGCGAGAGCAGCGGUGGCGGUGUCGUCGGCGUGGAGAGCGGAGGAGCCGCGGGAGGCACCGGAGAACCGGACGGUCGAGCACUCGCGGCAUUGGUGAUUCAACACCUAGAUUCCGUACAUGCCGCGCAACAACACCUUCUGCAGUUGUGGCAUAUAAAAAAAAUGAAAUUGGACCAAUGCUUUCAACUUCGACUGUUCGAGCAGGAUUGCGAGAAAAUGUUCGAUUGGAUCUGUCACAACAGAGAAGCGUUCCUGGCAAAUUACGUCGAGAUCGGACGUUCUUAUCAGUUGGCGAAGAACUUGCAGGAGGAUCACAAGCAUUUCACGAUGAGUUCUAUGAACGUGUACGUGAACAUAAAUAAGAUUUUGACCAUGGCCAGCCGUUUGCUCGAGACUCAACAUUACGCUGCUGGGCACGUGAGAGCGGUGGCCGGUCGCCUAGAUCGUGCUUGGAAGGAAUUCGCUGCGGGCCUCGACGAGCGGACCGCAGUUCUCAGUUUGAGCGUCGUGUUUCAUCACAAGGCGGAACAAUACGUCGACAGCGUCGCGGGAUGGAGCCAAGCUUGCGACGCUGGAACAUUGUCCAACGAAAUACCGAUCUUGGAAUCUCAUAUACGGCAACAUCAGACCCUUUACGAAGCGAUGUGUCAAGCGUAUACGGAGGUUUAUGACGCGUAUCAGGCACUCUUAAGCGGACUAGGCUCGAUGUUGCAAGUGUGUCACAGCUUCAGUUCGACGCACGGUUCAAGCUCCGAUUACAGUCAGGACGGACACGUUAUCGAUGGACACAGCGGUAUGAGCGGGAAUCCAGCCGCGGAUUACAGCGAGGGUGCGUCUCACGUAUUGGCGGUGAUUCAUCAGAUCCUGGGUCAUCACAGAGCGUUGGAAGCUCGCUGGCACGCUCGAAAAGUCAAGUUGCAUCAACGUCUCGCGCUAAGAUUAUUUCAGGAGGACGUGAAGCAAGUUCUAGACUGGUUGACCAAUCACGGUGAAGUUUUCAUAAGAAAGAAUACUGGUGUAGGUCGCAAUCUCCAAAAGGCUAGGGUGUAUCAGAAGAGUCACGAACAUUUCGAAAACGUCGCACAGAAUACAUAUACAAACGCUACAAAGUUGCUCACCGCUGCACAAGAGUUGGCCCACACGGGUGAAUGCGCCGCCGACGAGAUAUACGCUGUCGCGCAAGAAUUGGAGGCUCACGUGAGCAGUUUCGCGGCAAGGGUCGAACAACGUCGUCGAAGACUAGAUCUGGCGGUCGUGUUUUACACCCACGAGAAAGAGUUGAGCGGCUGGGUGGACGAGUUGCGGCAAGAAUUGCAACAAGACGAGGUGGCGGAGAACCUGGAGACAGCGGAAAGGCUGCUGGAACAGUGCGGGCAACAUCGAGCCUCGUGCAUGGAAGCUUGCGCGUCGACCAUCGUUCAAGGCGAGGCGUUGCUUCGAGAACUACGCGAGUCCACCGAUGCUCCCGACACCACUGGUUCCGUAUCCGCGGUGGAAGCUGCUCUGGAUCGGUUAGCGGGUUUGAGACAGGAAUUGGAAGAAUUGUGGGCUACCAAGAAAUUGAGACUCGAACUCUGUUUACGCCUGCGCGUGUUCGAGAGAGACGCUCUGGAAGCGAGUGGUCAGUUGGAAAUGUGGGCGCAAGAUCUGCAAGGUCCGCCUAGAGAGGGUUCUCCCGAACAACUGUUGCGCGUACACAACGACGGCGUUGCUCACAUGCAAAACACCGCGUUUCAGGUUUUGCAACAGGGCCAAGAGCUCGCUCAGGUACUGGAACAGGCGGGAGUUUGCAUAAUGGCGGACGGACAGCACAGUGCUGCGUCUAGGGUACAAGUGCUUCUCGAAUUCCUAAACGAAAGAGAAAUGGAUGCCGAAGACUUGGCGGAGAUCAGGAGGAUUCGUUUGGAACAAGCUUCCCAGUUGGUUCAACUGCAAACCGAUGCCACGCACGUUGCCAAUUGGAUUCGUAACGGGGAAGCGAUGCUGUUGGCUUCGUUGCGAGUUCCGGAGAACCUUCAGGAUGCCGAGCAGCUGCGUUUAGAGCAUGAACAGUUCCAAGUCGCCAUAGAAAAGACGCAUACGUCGGCUGUUCAGGUAAAGCAUCGAGCCGACGCUCUCGUCGGUGCGAACCACUACGAUCCGAAGAGCAUAAGAGAAGUGGCCGAGGACGUGACCAAGCGGUGGCAACAGCUCGUAACGUGCGCGGAGGAGAGGCAUAAAUUAGUGACGGCUAGUAUAAAUUUCUACAAGACAGCGGAACAGGUGCGUUCCGUAUUGGACAGCCUUGAACGCGAGUACAAGAGGGACGAGGACUGGUGCGCCGCCGGAGAAAAAGCUGGACAAGUACCGACGCUGGUUGGGAAACAUCAAGAACAGAAGGAGGCGUUCUUGAAAGCGUGCACGCUGGUCAGACGAACUGCGGAAACGUUCCUCAAAUACACGAACCGCAGUCUUCAGUUUUACAGUUAUCAAGCGAACAGCGCCGGUUCGGAGGGCAAAGUGAAAAGUAUACUGGAAGAAUUGCUCAGCAAAGAGAAUCGCGUGCUAGAGUAUUGGACACAGCGUAAAAAGCGAUUGGAUCAAUGUCAUCAAUACGUUUUGUUCGAACGAAGCGCGAAACAAGCGUUGGAAUGGAUCAGAGAGACCGGCGAAUUGUAUCUGGCCACGCAUACCAACGUUGGUAAAAAUCGUAUCGAGAACGAACAAUUGUUACGGGAACACAACGAAUUCAAAGGCGCCGCCAAGGAAACGAGGGAAAGGGUGAAAUUGUUGAUCCAACUGGCCGACAAUUUGGUCGAGAAGGGACACGCUCACGCGACAGCUAUCAAACAAUCGGUUGCGGAAGUGGAUCAACGGUACAAGGAUUUCAGUACGCGUAUGGAUUGCUAUAAGACCCAGAUUGAAGACGACCUUGGAAUUCAGUCCGACGACGGCCAGAAAGAUCUUUCCAUCGAUCGCAAUUCCGAUCCUCUCCUCGAGGAGAAGAUCAAAGGGAAAGAUCUGAAAGAAUUGAACGAGGAAAAGAGAAGAUCGGCGCGUCGAAAAGAAUUCAUAAUGGCCGAAUUGCUACAAACAGAACGAACUUACGUGAAGGAUUUGGAAACGUGUAUUCGAUGUUUCUUGGAGGAGACGCGAUGCGGAAAGGGAAACGUUCCUCCCGGAUUGCAGUGUCGAGAAUCCGUGAUAUUUAGCAAUAUGGAAGAAAUUUAUCAAUUUCACAGCAACAUAUUCCUUCGAGAGCUCGAAAAGUACGAAACGAUGCCAGAGGAUGUCGGACAUUGCUUCGUAACAUGGGCUCAAAAGUUUGACAUGUACGUGACCUAUUGUAAGAACAAACCGGAGAGCAAUCAGCUGUUGGUCGCUCACGGCGGGACAUGGUUCGAGGAAUUGCAGAGGAAGCAUCGUGUCGAACAUCCGAUCGCUGCCUAUUUGAUCAAGCCCGUGCAAAGAAUAACUAAGUAUCAGUUAUUGCUGAAAGAUUUACAGGCCUGCUGCCAGGAGGGACAGGGCGAGAUAAAGGACGGGCUAGAAGUAAUGUUAAAUGUGCCUAAAAAAGCAAACGAUGCCUUACACUUGAGCAUGCUGGAAGGUUGCGACGUUAGAAUAGAUACCCUGGGCGACGUUGUGCUCCAGGACUCGUUCACCGUAUGGGACCCGAAGCAGUUGAUUAGAAAAGGCAGGGAUCGGCACAUAUUUCUGUUCGAGUUGUAUCUGUUGUUCAGCAAGGAGGUGAAAGACUCCGCUGGCAAGGUGAAAUACAUUUACAAGAGUCGUUUGAUGACGUCCGAAUUGGGAGUCACCGAACAUAUCGAGGGAGACGAGUGUAAAUUCGCCGUUUGGACGGGUCGAGCACCGACCAGCGAUACUCGCGUCGUCCUCCGAGCUAAUUCGAUGGACGCGAAGCAACUGUGGGUGAAAAGAUUGCGCGAAGUCAUUCAGGAAACGUAUUUCAGUUUAAGUAUGCCCAAGAGUCCAGCCAAGAAGAGUUCGAGUCAACGUUCCAGUAGAGACCUCGAGGAAUGCGCUUCUUUGGACGACAGCGUCGAAAAUUUGGAUAGAAAUUCCUUGGCUUCCUUCGGUUCCACCAACACGACGGACUCCGAUAAGACUGGAGUAGCCGAAGUGACUUGGGUUAUUGCGGAUCACUCGGCGGCACCCGGCUCGAAAGAAUUGACCGUGACGAAGGGUCAGCAAGUCGAGGUAUUGGAGAAUGGUAUUACCAUCAGCGGCGCGUCUGAGUGGACCCAUGUGCGUUUGCUUCUUGCUCCGGGACAAGCCGAUCCCCCGCCGGAAGGCUUGGUUCCGACAAGCGCGCUCAAGCAACCGCCCCCGGUUUCCAGUAAAACUUCGCCAUCCAGAAAAAUUCCGGCCCAUCACUAUCACCAACAGCAACAGCAGCAGCAGCAGCAGCAACAGCAGCAGCAACAACAGCAUUGUCAGUCAUCGAGCAGCCAAAUUCAGUCUGUCUCGUACGGAGUAUCGAGUGGAGGAGUCGCGACGAUUUCCUGCACGGCAGCAGCGGUAGGAUCUGUGACAGGCGUACCGCCGCCGCCCAUUGGAUCCUCUGUUCAGAAUACAACAUUCGUCGACGAUGCAGAACACGUUGCCGCCGGAAACGAUGGUAGCAGUAGCAGUAGCAGCAGUCUCUGUGCCGCUAACACGAAUUCACCGGGCAACAAAAGACGCGGGUUCAGUGGGAGGAAGUGGCUUCCACAACCAUUGCGCAAGCUCAGUCAAGGUAAAGUAGAGAAAUCGGCACCAUCGAGCGUAACGGCACAAGGACCGACGUCGGCCGAACGAGCUGCGACUGCUGCCGCCGCCGCCGCUUCUAAGAAAAACGUCUCCGAGAAACGAUUUAAACUGCCGAGCGGCAGCGGCGAGCAAACGCGACCAUCGAGAACUGCUUCGGUACCCGUUUCCUCAUUGACUGCUGCAACCGCGUCUAUGCGCGUGUCGGAGGCGGACGGCGACGUCGAACUGCUACGACCGGGAGCCGAGGCGGAACCGGAACCGGAAGCGGAAGGAGAGGAAGCGGAGAUCGAGCAAUCGGAACCUUGGAACGACUUGGAAGAGGGUGUGCGAGAACUGGACGACGACGUCGAAACUCUGACUUAUUCGGAACAGAACGGAGCGGACGAUGCCGAAGACGAUUUGGAACUUCCACCGCCUAUGAAACCCAUCACCGAACCGAUACUCGUGGCCACUGCUAACGGUGGAGCUUCGGGAUCCGCGAUCGCAACCGAAACCUGUGGCAAGUCUCGAGCGCCUGGAAGAUCGGCCAAGAUUAUUGACGGUGGUGCAACGACUGCAGAUUUAGCCGAGAUCGAACAGAUCGUGAAAGAAAGGAUGGAACAACAUACGGAAAAUCAAGAGAGACAAAGCUUGAUGCGUACGCCCAGCGGUAAAAGCUCGAACGUCGAUAACGAUGAGAGUUGCUCGUCGACGCCGACGACUACCAUCGGCACCUCUGGUACAGUGCCCGGAACGGCGGGAACUGGCGUCGGGGCCGGCGUCAGUGCUGUUACGGAUGCUGGUGCUUGCGGUUGCGCUGGCGGUGAAACGGGAACGACGACGACGACGACGAAUAGUCCUCAGGCUCGUGGAAGUCAGGAGGAAUGCGAUCCGGAAAACGCGGCUCUCGCGAAACGGCAGUUCGUUAUCCGAGAAUUGGUCGAAACUGAAAAAGAUUACGUCAAUGAUCUGAAACAAAUAGUCGAAGGAUACAUGUCGUUCAUGCGAGAUCCCGACUGCGACGUUCCGUUACCGGAUGAUCUGCGCGGCGGUAAGGACAAAAUGGUUUUCGGCAACAUAGAAGCGAUCUACGAAUGGCACAGAGAUUUCUUCUUGAAAGCUUUGGAACGUUGCCUGGAGCGGCCGGAAGAACUCGGUCCGUUGUUCAAGCGAUACGAAAGGAAAUUGCACAUGUACGUCGUCUAUUGUCAAAAUAAACCAGUGUCCGAGUAUAUAGUUUCGGAGUAUCUGGACAGCUACUUCGAGGAGCUGAGGCAAAAACUCGGGCAUCGAUUACAACUGUGCGACCUGUUGAUAAAACCGGUUCAAAGGAUCACGAAAUAUCAACUUCUCCUUCGCGAGGCGUUAAGACUCACGGAACGAACGCGAAGAAUUUCGGAGAUCGAUGGGCUGAGAGCCGCGGUUCACGUGAUGCGUGUCAUUCCAAAAGCGGCCAACGACAUGAUGGACGUCGCGAGACUGCAAGGUUUCGACGGCAAGAUCACCGCGCAAGGAAAGUUAUUGUUGCACGGACCACUGACAGUGUCCGAGUUGUCGUCGAACUUACAAAGCAAAGGAAAAGAAUGGCAAGUCUUCCUUUUCGAACAAAAUAUUAUCUUUAGCGAGGCAGUCGGAAAGAAGACGCAGUUUACGAGUCCCGCUUAUAUCUACAAAGCCCAUAUACAGGUGAAUAAAUUGAGUCUGGUGGAAUGUUACGACGACCCGGAAAGAUUUGUGAUCCGAUCGACGGACCCCCGUAAACCGGGACUCGGAUUCUCUUGUAGUACGAUAGAAGAAACUGGGCCGCGGAAGCAGGAAUGGGUAGACACGAUCACUGCCAUCCUGCAGACCCAACGCGACUUCCUCAAGGCGAUUCAGUCGCCGAUCGCCUACCAGAAGGAACUUACCAAAGAUCCAUUUCGUGGCGUGAGUCCGGAAUCUCCGUGUCGAGGCAGCGUACAUUCGUCGCCGCUCGCGGCGAGCACCAAAUGUAAAGUGCACGAAGAAGAAAGAAACGAAACUGGUGGUGGCUGCGGCUCUGGUUCGAGAAUGCAUUCGAUGAACACCGCGCCUCCAUCUCCGUCUUCGUCCUCGACCUCGUCUCUACCAUCGUCAUCGUUCCCGUCGCCGUCGUCCUCGUCGUCCCAACGACCUCGCGUCGCCGGAAACUUGGGGGAUCAGGAUCAAUCCUCGCGAACGCCGAGCCCCAGCAAGAGCAGACUCAAUUUUCUCGAGGGAUUCAGAAGCACGCUUCGACCUCGAUCGCCUGUUCGCAACAAUUCUAUUCCGAUCGUUGCAGGUAGCAGAGUAAGAUUAACAGCGGAUUGGGACAAGUUGCGCGCCGGCGAAGAGAUGGAGAUCCUCCGAGUGGACGGUCCGGGACUGAUGGUCUGUCCGAUAGUCGGAAAAAGGGAAGAAUUCUGGAUCCCGGCGAGCCUCGUUCCGAAUUCAUCGUUCAGUCGCGCAUGGUCUUUUCGUCCGCGGAGAUGCGAUUCCGAGGGAGAGAGCGUCCGUCUUCCGCGAGACGAGAAACGAGCGGAAACGAACGGUCCUCCCGUGAUCUUGACUAUUCCGUGUUCGAUCAGGGCAACGGCCGGUGGCGUGGCUCGGCUCGCGCUGGAAGCACGCCAAGUGGAACGAGCGACCGUCUCUUGGAGAAAGGAGGGCCAACCGUCUGACAUCCAGCCGACCGAACGAUAUCGACUCUUACGAACGACCGAUACCCUUUGUCUCGAAAUCGCUCCCUGCCUUCCUUCUGACUCCGGGAUUUAUUACUGUCGCGUGCACCACGAAACUGGUUCUUGUACAGCCAGGAUUCCACUUCGCAUCGUAGGUAGUAUCGAGGCGAGAAUGGCGAGAAACGCGUGGAGCGACGACGCGGGCGCGCGCGAAGGAUCCGUGACGAAGGAAAUCAGCUCGAGAGAUCGACUCAUCGUCGAUGACGGCGAGGACGAUGACGAAGACAACGACGGCGGCGGCGACGGCGGCGGAUACGUGGAGCUGGAAGAAUUGGGAGUCGGUAGAUUCGGCAAAGUGUGCCGAGGCAGACGAGCCUCCGGAGAGUUUGUGCGAGAAGUAGCAUUGAAGCAGAUAUCGAGGUCGAAGCAGCCUGUAUCAUUGACGCAUGCCGAGUAUCGUCUUCUUCGAAACAUCCGUCACGAUAACAUCGUCGAAGCGAUCGCUCUCUUGGAGGGUACUCCUCGAUCGGACAUCGAUACCAUCGUCUUGGAGUUGGUGAAGGGGCCGACGUUGUUCGCGCAUUUUGCCGAACAAAACGAGUACACAGAAGCGACUGUCGCGAGGUACACCGGUCAAUUGAUGUCCGCGUUGCAGUGGUUGCACUCGCGCGAUUGCGUUCAUUUGGAUGUGAAACCGGAAAACGUGUUGAUCGAUCGCGUGACCGAUCGAGCGAAACUGAUCGAUUUUGGCGAGGCUGUGAGGGCAAUACCACCGCUCGACGAGGUAGUUCCACCCGUGGACUUGGAGUUCGCAGCUCCGGAAUCGGUACUCGGCAAACCAACGGGCUCGUACACGGACAUGUGGGCUGCCGGUGUUUUCCUUUACGCGUUUCUAAGCGGGCUUUCGCCAUUUUUGGACGAUUCUGUCGAAGAGACGACUACGAACAUACUCAAAUGCGAUUUUUGCUUUCCCGAUGAAUAUUUCGCGGACGUAUCGGACGAUGCAAAGAACAUUCUCGGGAGGCUGCUGCGUUCGCGAGGAGAAGACAGAUCGACCGCCCGAGCAACAUUGACGUCGUCUUGGUUCGAGAUACCAGUGGGUGCAAUUAUUCCUUCCUCCCGAAUGGCUGCCUUCAACGACCGUCGCGCUCACCGUUCGACGCCACCGCCGCGACAGGAUCGGAACAGCAGCAGCAGCGGCGGUAGCAGCUGCUAUUCUUGAAUCGGCAUCGUUCGCGAAAUGAUUCCGUUCGUCGAUGACGAUCGAUCGAAAGGGUAAAGAAUACCGAAUCGCGAACGAUACUGCCGCGCUCGACACGCGUCACAGAUAAUUGCAUUUAUCCGCGGUGAUUCUAUACUCCUUACGCGCGCGCGUAUUUACCUCGAGCCGAAUCGUCUGGCUCGUGCGAGACUUGUCUUCGGAUCUACGCCACGAUCUCUCGCGUAGACGUAGCUUUUGUCAUUGGAAAUUGUGGUGGGUGCUACGUUUAACUUUCACAACUUGAAAAUUCCUCGUUUAUUUUACAAAUUACACGCGUUACAUCGGUCGAAUGAAAAUAAAUGGACUGCCUCGUGUAACAGGAAAUGACAGAGAUUCGAUGGGGCUCGGUACGAACGAUGCGCUUUGACAUGUUAAUAAAGUGAUUUUCAUUUUCA
Messenger RNA from Ceratina calcarata, 10065 nucleotides. It is a transcript of the gene trio, whose product is annotated as trio Rho guanine nucleotide exchange factor. The transcript has 34 exons. Gene Ontology annotation, biological process: protein phosphorylation. The record is from RefSeq and is a predicted model, not a curated record. Gene Ontology annotation, cellular component: extrinsic component of membrane; cytoplasm. Gene Ontology annotation, molecular function: protein binding; guanyl-nucleotide exchange factor activity; protein kinase activity. NCBI's taxonomy places the organism in Eukaryota, Metazoa, Arthropoda, Insecta, Hymenoptera, Apidae. The coding region runs from base 284 to 9631 and encodes 3115 amino acids.